This is a messenger RNA of Suillus fuscotomentosus, 990 nucleotides long. RefSeq names its product PIN domain-like protein. The record is from RefSeq and is a predicted model, not a curated record. Gene Ontology annotation, molecular function: 5'-flap endonuclease activity. Lineage: Eukaryota; Fungi; Basidiomycota; Agaricomycetes; Boletales; Suillaceae. The transcript has 3 exons. The annotation marks the transcript as partial.
UGGCACCGAGCGCAUACUCAGACUGGGCAGAAUCCCGCCCUACGAACAUUUCUAUUCCGACUCGCCCGACUCGCCCAGUAUCCACUGCAACUUAUCUUCUGCUAUGAUGGUAAUCAGCGGCCUGGUGUCAAGCGAGGACAUACAGUGUCUUUGAAUGAACACUGGAUGGUGAAGCCAACGCAGCGCAUCUUGGAUGCUUUCAACACUGAGUGGAUUGUGGCUGCGGGGGAAGCUGAGGCGCAGCUGGCCUUGAUGAACAGGGCUGGUAUCAUCGACACUGUCAUGACAGAUGACAGUGAUAUCUUUGUAUUUGGUGCCCAAACUGUCCUUCGAAAGUCAGUGUUCUUCUUCCACGUCCAUGUCCUCCUGACCCUGUCCUCCUGCCUUAGCUCGACAUUUUUGUCCGACACCAUCAAGAUUUAUACUGUCAGCACCAUCCAGGAACACGUCGACCAUUCUCUUACUGGUGAUGCUUUUGUUACCAUUGCUAUUUGCUGUGGGGGUGAUUAUGAUAAGAAUGGUCUUCCAGGGUGCGGACGCGAGACUGCACUUGGUCUGGUCCGCUGCAUGGACAAUAAUAUGCUACGCAGUGCCAUGCACAGUGGUAACCAGGACUUGUCCCUCCAACAGUGGCGGAACAUUGCUGAAUAUCACCUUGCAAGCGAUCCAACUGGCAAAAUGGGCCGAUCACAUCCAGCCCUCGCUCGCUCACUUUCUGAUUCCUUCCCUAAUCCAGGAAUCAUCAAUUUGUAUGCACAUCCUGCUGUGACUCCGCUCACUGAGCUGCCCAAACUGCGACCUCCAACCCCACCUAACCUCGCUCGGCUUGCAGCUCUUAUUCAGCAGCUCCUGGGCUGGGACUCAAAGAAGCUUCUCAGCACUUUCCGCACUACUGUCUGGCCUGUUGUCAUCUUGCAUGAGCUUCUGGAGGACCUUGCCAAUAACUCACCUAUGAGCAAUGAGGUCUGUGGACCGUGUCACUCUAUCUGA